Messenger RNA from Fundulus heteroclitus (mummichog), 3991 nucleotides. RefSeq names its product zinc finger protein 608 (gene znf608). The transcript has 4 exons. Gene Ontology annotation, biological process: regulation of transcription by RNA polymerase II. Gene Ontology annotation, cellular component: nucleus. Lineage: Eukaryota; Metazoa; Chordata; Actinopteri; Cyprinodontiformes; Fundulidae. The record is from RefSeq and is a predicted model, not a curated record. The coding region runs from base 93 to 3335 and encodes 1080 amino acids.
CGGCGGCGCAUCGCCCAGCGGCUGCGGCAGCGGAGGCGCGUCCGGGGGUCGGUGCUCAAGGACGCGGCGUCGGAGGAGCGGAAGGUGUGGAGAUGAUCUCCGCGGUCGGCAGGGAUGCGGACGGGAGCAACAGCAGCAGCAACGGCGGCAUCUCCGAGGCGGCCGCGGCCGCUCCUCCCGCGGCCAAAGCCAAGGAGGAGCGGAAGGGCAAGAGCCUGAUCCGGGGCUGGAAGAGGGACCGGGACGCCGCCGGUCCUCCCGGCCGCGUCAGGAAGGAGAAGCCCGGCGAUGACGGCCCGUCUCCUCCGCCCUCCGUCUUCCUGCCGGAGCAUCACCUGGGCCCCGGACACUGCCUCGGCCCCGCGCCGGAGCCCCGCGUCCCCGCGGGAGAGAACGCCAACAUGUCCGGUAAACCGGCGCCGGACUGCGGCGCAAAGAGCGGCGGAGGAGCUAUUGUUGUCAGGCGGCUGCACGACGAGCCCCCGGCGGCCAAGAAGCACAGAGGAGCUGAUAAGAUGGACCCCAUGUUCACAGUGCCAGCCCCCCCGGCUCCAGGGCAUCCCGGGGCCCCCGGAUCCUCCCUGCCCUCGGUCCCUUCGUUCUCCACUCCGGCCCUGCCCACUUCCAACCCUAAACAGCUAACGGUCCGGACGCGGUCCGUCGGCACCAGCACGCAGGACGGAGGCGUUUCAGGAGCGCCGGACGGCGAGCCGGCCUUCUUGGGACCCUGUCAGCCCGGGACCAGCGUCAACCUGGAGGGGAUCGUCUGGCACGAGACCGAAGAAGGUGUUCUGGUGGUGAACGUCACCUGGAGAAAGAGAACCUACGUGGGAACCCUGCUGGACUGCACCAAACACGACUGGGCUCCUCCAAGGUUUUGCGAGUCUCCUUGCAGUGAUCCUGAAUUCCCUGGUGGCCGGGGACGAGGGAAACGGAUGAGAAUGGCCAUGUCUGAGCGGUCCUGCAUGGAGCCGUCACAUGCCACCAAAGUCAGGGGACUUUCCCACCACAGGAGCCGUGGAGGCGGUGUGGCGGGAUCCAUCCACAGCAAGGGAAGGAGGGCUAGCCUGAACCUCAUCAACAGCAACGGCAGAGCGCCUCCUUCCUUCUUCACUGUGGAUGACGUCAAAUCCCCCAACAUGACCUCCUCGAUCCCCGCCGGCAAGCGGAAGAACAAACCACCAGCCGACUUGGACCUCAGUCACGUUUCCUCGGAUGACAUCAAAAAUGGGAACGGGAAGCGGAUUCGAGCGAAAUCCCGGAGCGCCCCGUCGACGCCGCUGGGCAAAUCCGACCCGUCCUUCAUGGAUCCGGGAGGCGGAUGCGCUUCCUCUCCUCCCCCGCCCAUCCUCAUCGACUGCCCGCAUCCAAACUGCACUAAACGCUACAAGCACAUCAACGGCCUGCGCUACCACCAGACACACGCACACCUGGAGGCGGAGGAGCAGAGGAAGCCCGAGCUGGGUCCCCCGAAGGACGGAGAGAGCGAGGAUCGACUAUCAGACUGCGAGGACAACAUCAGCAACGUGACGUACGAGCCCCCGGAGAACAGCACAAACGCCCACAGCUCCACCAAGAAGCCUGCUCCUCUCUACAAGGUGACCACGGUGGGGUCUCCCAAGAACAGACGUUUGCUCCUCAGCGCCGACCACAGCCCCACGGCCAACUCCAAAACCAGAAGAACCUCGCUGCUGAAAGACGGGCUCAUCGACGACCUCAGCAACCUGCCCAUCAUCUCCAACAUGACGGUGGUGCUGGAGAACUGCAUGGUCCCGGACAGAAGCUCCUCUGUGGAGAUGCCCAAACUGGAGGCAGAAGGGCUGAUUGAUAAAAAGGGAGGGGUGUCCGAUAAAGGCAAGAAGGCCAACGGCAAGGUGGAAAAGCUAUCCAAGUCCAGGACCAACCGUCCAAUCGCUCCAGCUCCUGCGCCACCGAAGCUGAUCGCCAUACCCAACACGACGUACCCAACCAGCACAGCCGAUGUCGCACCCCCACAGCAGCCGUCCCCGGUGGCUGCCGUAGGCCUCACCAGUAAAAACCUCUCCCUAAAACCCAUUAAACCAAAGCUUAGCAUCGUAGUGGAGCCAAACCUUGUUAAAGCCACAAUGGUCGCUUGCAAAGAGACUAGGAAAAAAGAAAAACGGAAGCUAAAGGACAAACAUAACAAAGAACCAGCAAACAGGACUUCCAACGGCGACAGUAGUGUCCUCAAAGGGGAAGAGGCUGGAAUUGGACCUAAAGGUGGGGUUAAGGAGAUAUCGGGAAGCCUUCUGAAGGAGCACCUUAGCAAACAGGACGUAAUGAACGGACUCACGGAGAGCCAGGAGAGCAGGAUGGCCAGCAUCCGAGCAGAGGCCGAUAAGGUCUACACGUUCACAGACAACGCCCCCAGCCCGUCCAUCGGCGGUUCGUCGAGACUUGACUCGAGUCUGGCGGCAGAUGGCGGCAGCAAGAACGACAGCCCCGCCUACUCCGACAUCUCAGACGCCGGGGACGACGGGGGCUCCUCAGAGUGCCGCUCAGACGGGCUCAGACCUAAGUCGAGCUCCUCGUCUUCCUCCGAGGUGAGCUCCAGCAGCAACCACGCCAACCCGGGUAAAACCCCUCCCACCGCCCUGAAGGAGCCCCAGUCCCCGUACUACCACGGCUACGACCCCUACUACCUGCAGGGCUACAUGCAGCCGGAGAGGCAGAGCGGCGGGCCCGUGGCCUUCCACAAAAACUCCCCCCACGACGGCAAAGGCAAAGACAGGAAAGAGGAGGUGAAAGACGACGUCAAGAUCUCCUCCCAUGAGUUCUCGGACCCUAAGAAAGGCGACGGGCCACCUCAGUCUCAGCUGCAGCUCGCCAUGAGUCAGACCCAGACGGCUUUGGCUCAGUCCCUGUACUACGGCCAGUACUCCAGAGGACUCUACAUGGACCAGAAACUCCUACUGGCCUCCAAGUGCUGCGACCAGACCCUCACCGCCAAGCAAAGGGGACAGGGGUUAAGGGACGGCGAGGAUGUUAAACAUGUGGUGGGGGUGUCAGCCAGUGGAGCCGUGCUAGGUAAAGGUCCAGACGGUGCUAAAGGCUGCUGUGCCAAACCGGUGCUUUCCUAUGUGGAGAUGAGUGAAAGGGGAGAAAGGGGGCAGAGUCUGGGCGUGAAGGUGGUGCACAGUGGUAUGGUGGACCAGCACCAGGUGUCAAUGAAAGACUGCGAUGACAUCAAGUCACCCUCCUCCUCCUCUUCCUCCUCCUCCUCCUCCUCUUCAUCCCUCCACAAUCCAAACAGUCAGACAGAUCUGGACUCAAAUGUUUCAUUUUCCAGUGUAAGUUUCUCCCUCUGUUUAUAACCCGCCGCCGCCGCUGAUGGUGUUGUUGGUGUGCUUUACCGACUGCUGUUGAGUGUCACAAAGAGAUUAACCUCACAUUGUGUACAAAUAGGUGCUAACAUCAAGGACCAACGUGGCUUCUGUGCUGCCAUAGCUCCACUCUGACAUGCUACUUCCGUUCUGUCAAAUGUUUUUUUUUUUUUUUUACGUUUAGAGUCAAAUUUAUUGGAGGAAAUGUGGUUUUUUGUCCAACGUUAGCUGCAAAGGAACAAAAAAGCUUGUACAGUUGUUGUUGUUUUUUUUUUUUUUUCCACCAGCGUCAUCCCUCUAACCCGAGUACAAUGAAAGCCGUGUUGGAGAGGUUGUUCUUUUUUUCCUCCAAAUUGCUCUAAACUCUGCACUCGAUCGUGUGUGAGACGCCACUCUCCUCCUCACAUCUCACCGCUGAAUGGCCGCCUGCUGUUGAAACGUCGUCAUCCUUCAUCAACAUCCCAUCCAGAGCCGGUGAUAGAUGGUCUGUCUAUGGCUCUGUUCACCCAACCACAGUGUUUCCUCUAUAGUCGUGCAGCAGCGGUGGGCCACUGCUCAGAGAAAUUGUCCUCAUCUAUAACAAAAAAAAAAAAAAAAAAGCACAGACGAAUGUCAUAAAUUAUCCUUCGCUUCCCCUUAAAAAAAAA